Protobothrops mucrosquamatus (brown spotted pit viper) is the source of this 1785-nucleotide messenger RNA. It is a transcript of the gene GTPBP6, whose product is annotated as GTP binding protein 6 (putative). Bases 36 to 1640 code for a protein of 534 amino acids. The transcript has 10 exons. Gene Ontology annotation, molecular function: GTP binding; ribosome binding. Gene Ontology annotation, cellular component: cytoplasm. The record is from RefSeq and is a predicted model, not a curated record. Lineage: Eukaryota; Metazoa; Chordata; Lepidosauria; Squamata; Viperidae.
GAGCCUCUUGGGGAAUGUUAUGAGUGUUGCACGUAAUGGUUGUUAUGGGUUCCCGGUGGCGGCAAUUGCAAUGCUUGGUUCAGAAAUUACGCCCAGAGGUUCGUCUACUGCCAGCUUGCUGUCUGUGGCGUAAUCCCGUUAGGCUUUGGCAUAACUCUGCUGCCAAUUAUCGCCAGCCGACAUCCGGCAAUGGACCUUCUCCAAGAAAGAGUGGGGCUGGGACGCUGUUUUCCUGGGGGACGGAAGACAACGAGGAGGGGGACCUCGUUAACGACGACGACGACGACGACGAUGAUCUGGUCGUAGAAGAGAAGCUGUUGGAGGAGUCGAGAUUACCGUUUAUCACGUUGGAGACCCAAAGAGUGUUCAUUGUACACCCGGCUGUGAAAUGGGGACCAGACAAGCCGAAGUUGACCACAGCUGAAUUGCAGCUAGCUGAAGCUGUUGCUCUAAUAAAUACUCUUCAAAACUGGACUGUGAUAGAUAAAAUUAUUCUGCCUAUACAAAUUCCUGACAAGAAAUUUAUCUUUCACAAAGGAAAUUUUCAACUUCUAACUGAAAAAAUAAAAAGAUUGCCUUUUUUAUCAUCUGUCUUCGUAAAUGUAGAAAUGCUCUCUCCUGUAACUAAAAAAGAACUUGAAAAUGCCUGGGGCGUGAAAGUUUUUGACAGAUACACCGUUGUCCUUCAUAUUUUCCGAUGUAACGCUCAAACAAAGGAGGCAAAACUCCAGAUAGCUUUGGCUGAACUCCCACUUCUAAGAGCCAAUGUGAGAAAUGACGUUGCUCAAUUAGAUCAACAGAGAGGUGGCUCAAGAUACAUUAUGGGAUCAGGCGAAACCUUCAUGGAAAUUCAGCUUCGCCUCUUAAAAGAAAAAGAAAUUAAAAUUCGGAAGGCUCUAAGGAAGCUUAAAAAAAAUAGAGGCUUACUCAGAAAACAACGCAAGAGAUGUGAAUUUCCAAUUGUUUCAGUAAUGGGCUAUACUAAUUGUGGGAAAACCACUCUAAUCAAGGCCCUCACAGGGGAUGCAAAGUUAGAGCCUCGAGAUCAACUUUUUGCCACAUUGGACAUUACAGCUCAUGCUGGCUACCUGCCAUCUCGAUUGACUGUUCUAUACAUUGAUACCAUUGGAUUUCUCUCUCAGUUGCCCCACAAUCUUCUUGACUCAUUUUCAGCUACAUUAGAAGAUGUAGCUUGCUCAGAUUUAAUUGUUCAUGUGAGAGACAUUAGCCAUCCGGAAACCAACCUCCAGAAGAAAACUGUAUUAUCAGUUCUCCAGAAUCUUAAUAUUCCAAAUCAUCUACUUGAAUCCAUUAUUGAAGUACACAACAAAGUAGACUUAGUAAAUAGAUAUCAACCUAAAGAACAAAACGCUAUAGUCACUUCAGCUCUCCUUGAACACGGUUUAAAAGAGCUGAAAGAAGAAAUUGAGGCAAGAGUUUUGAAAGGAACUGGGAAAAAAAUUAUAACAAUUAAAAUCAAUUUAUCUGGACCUCAGCUCAGUUGGUUGUACAAAGAAGCAGUAGUACAAGAAGUUGAUGUUGCUCCUGAAGAUAAUACAGCUAAAGUAAAGGUCAUCAUAAAUGACUCUGCCCUAUGGAAAUACAGGCGUCUAUUUCCUCAGUCUAGUUAUUUGUCUUGAUAGCCACAGCCUGCUUUGCUUCUGGGAGAAAAGUCCUCCAGCAAAUUUUUAUGAGACAAGAGCUCCAAUCAGAGUGAUGAGACUGUAUACACAAUGUUGACUCCAGUGGGCUUAAAAAUUAAUGUAAACAUGAUUAAUAAAAAUG